AUGAGAGUAAGAAAACUUAGAGAAUGGAUACCUGUUUUUUUGUUGUCAGGAAUGAACAUUGAUUGGAUUGGAGUCAAACAUCUCACCAACAUCCUUGGUGUUCCAGAGGGAAGGGCUUUCCUGGUACCAUCUGCCAAAUUGCUGGUACUUCAGAUGCUAACUAUCAAACAAUUAGGUUGCCCAAGUGUUUCUCCCCAAUGCAUAAUCUCUGGGCAACAAGGACUUGGUGUUGGAGUUGGGGCGCAAGAAGGUGAAGUAGUUUGUCUUCAUGUCCUGCACUAUGAUCAAGAGGUUUUUGAUGCAAAAAAAUCCUGGGCCAACAUCAAAGCCUCUGGCCAACCGCCAGCUCCUCUUUUGGCUCAAUUUCUAGCAUCUGCUCAAGACAAUCGCAUGGAGAGGUGUGGAUCUGGUAAUGGUAAUGCAUUGGGGAGGUCUGGCUCUGGUCAUAUGGAUACAGAGGAGGAUGGCAAGGAGGAGGAAUAA
Molecule: messenger RNA, 483 nt
Organism: Melampsora larici-populina 98AG31
Lineage: Eukaryota; Fungi; Basidiomycota; Pucciniomycetes; Pucciniales; Melampsoraceae
Exons: 4
Coding region: 1-483 (160 amino acids)
Source: RefSeq, a predicted model, not a curated record